Messenger RNA from Entrophospora sp. SA101, 1602 nucleotides. The record is from the annotation of a GenBank genome assembly. NCBI's taxonomy places the organism in Eukaryota, Fungi, Glomeromycota, Glomeromycetes, Entrophosporales, Entrophosporaceae.
AUGCUUGACGAUCUUAUUAUUUAUUGUGUAGAGGAAAUCGCCUUUGAAGGAAACGAAGGUUGUGAGAUUGAUAAAUUAUGGGAAUUUGUUCAGGACUUUUUCAAUCAACGUUCCAAGAAAAUAGAACAUACUUUCUUACCGAACUUUUCCCAAAUACCUAAUAUUGAUGACUCCUUUAAAGAGUUUUGUUGGAAGGAGUUUGUUGAUGUAAAUAAUUUGGAGUUUGGAGUGUGUACUCCAAACACAAUUCAACAGCAAACAACCAAAUCAACAAAAAAAAACACACAAAAUAACUCUAAAAUAGAUGAACUAUUUAAAUUUGAAGAAGUUAAUGUCAAUGAUAUGACAAUACAAGAUAUUAAAGAUGAAUAUGGUGAAAAUUUUAGGAUAAGAGCUUCUCCUGAAUUCCAGAAAGAAAUAAUUUAUGGACAAGUUGAUACAACAAGAACUGUUACAGCACAAGCUUAUAAAAUUUUACAACUUAUUGCAAAACAAAGAAGCUUGGGUGCAACACAAUCUGAUAUGUCAAAAGAAUUGAAAAUAGAUCCAAGAUCAUUUUUUCAUUAUUUAAAAACUCUUUGUAAUUAUGGAUUGAUUGUUAAACUUCCAGUCGUUACAAAAGGGAUACAUACAAAUCUUUGCAUUUUAAAAAGGUGUGCAUCACAAAAUCCUGCUUAUUCAGGAAAAACUGUUUAUUUGCCCUCAAGAAAAACAAUCGCAAAUUUGAAACCGGGUGAACCAGCGUUUACCUUUGAUCCGACUGAUAAAAUAAGUUGCGGUGUAUCUUUCAAUUCUGAAUUAAUAAGGAUAAGAAUGACUGAAAUUUUAAGCAAGGCUAAAAAUAAAGUUAUGUUGGCAACAGAUUUAAUGAUGAUGUUGUAUGGAGUUCAUAAUCCAACCAGGAAACAACGUCGAUUUUUUAAUCGAACAACGGGAAUUUUAACUGCCCAAGGAUUUAUUGAAAAAAUACAUGUCCCAAAAAAAAAUGCAUUCAAACAAAUGGAACGGUGUUUUAGACUCAUCAAAUUAUAUGAAAAAAUUAAAGAAUCUGAUUUGGAUAAAGGAAAGAAGCUUGCUUUGACAACCACCGAAAAAAAUUCUUCAAAAUUGCAAAUAAGUUUACAAAAAUUAAUACCUGGAAUGCUAACUGAAUUACCUUUGGAUUAUCAAGUUUAUCAAUUGAUCCAAUACGCUGGAAACCAAGGAAUAACUGCUGCUGUUAGAAGAAUAAGGCGCUACCGGUAUUUCUCAUUGGAAGCAUUUAAAAAAUUUGCAUCAGAUAAUAAGCUUCAAUUAUCAGAUGAUGAAAAAAUUGAACUAGAGGCGGUACAGCCUCUGGAAUCUCAACUUUGCUGGGAUCCAUUAAUAAAUAUUGUUCAAUGUUAUGAAUAUGGAAAUAUGGAAGUCGAUGAUGAUUUCUUGCCAGAUAAAAAAACUAGAGAACGCCGUCUAAAGAGAAAAAAGAAAAAAUUGCUCGGCAACAAUAAUAACGAAGUUGUUGCUACGGUUGAACCAGAAGUUCCUAAAAAAAGAGGACGUCCAAGAAACAAUGAUACAGACGCAUCAUCAUCGAAAACUAAAAAAUUAAAUUGGGACGUCUAA